UGGUUCUAGUAGGGAAAUACAAAUUUCUUAACUUUUUAUAGAACGAUUUUACGGGUCUGAGAAAACUACAUUUCCCACAAUGCCAUGCACCUUUUCCUGUACAUCAUUCUCGUGAAGAUAGCGGGCAAUCGGUCGUCAAAACAAUCCUAUCAUUUUGAGAAUUUAUGUCAAAUCAAAUAUAUAAAUCACCAGGCUACGGGAAUUGAUAUUGUUUAAAACAACCGACUCAAAGAAAAGACAAUGAUCCGCUUCAUCCUUAUUCAGAACCGAGCAGGGAAGACCCGACUGGCCAAGUGGUACAUGCAGUUUGAUGACGACGAGAAACAGAAGCUGAUUGAGGAGGUACAUGCUGUGGUGACUGUCCGUGAUGCCAAGCACACCAACUUUGUGGAGUUCAGGAACUUCAAGAUCAUCUAUAGGCGCUAUGCAGGUCUGUACUUCUGUAUAUGCGUGGAUGUGACAGACAACAACCUGGCAUACCUGGAGGGCAUUCACAACUUUGUGGAGGUGUUGAAUGAGUAUUUCCACAACGUAUGCGAGUUGGACCUGGUGUUCAACUUCUACAAGGUGUACACGGUGGUGGACGAGAUGUUCCUGGCGGGGGAGAUCAGAGAGACGAGCCAGACCAAGGUCCUCAAGCAGCUGCUAAUGCUCCAGUCCCUCGAGUAGCCAACAGAGCAGCCAUCUUGAACAGUCCAUCGCCUAACCCCAUCAGUCACUCUGGAAUGGACCCCUCUCAUUUGCCAGCCUCCAUGGAGCAGGCCCUUACAGAAACCAGGGGCUUAUUCACGAAGCUGCAAAGUCACAGAAGGUUCAGAUAGAAAUGCAUAAUGUAGAACAGACAUUCUGUCAUGCAGAAUUGGGAAUCUAGUCAGCUCUACACAUUACAUUUCUAUUUGCAACAAUGAGAGUUUCAACCUUCUGAUUAUGCCCCAUAAAGACUGUAUUUUGGUGAUGCGUGGCAGAUAUGGCCCUUAACACUUUCAUUUCUUAACCACCAGUUCAAGUAAAAUCAUCUGGAUGAGUACAUUUGCUGCACUUGAAAAUAAAUGUUCUCUCUAUGCCCUGUCUCAAGCUGGAGGCUGCACUUAUGGCAGACUAGGGUUGCCAGUUAUUCACCUGUGUAUCCUGCCUAUACUAGUGGAGAGCGAGGAUAACAAGGAUGCACUGUUCUGGCAACCCCAGAGCGGCACUAAAGUAGCUAACAAGCACAAGAAAACCCUUGUAAACUGCCUGUGAUAUCCCUGUCUACUUUUCACCAUACUUCUGCCUGGGAGAAUCAGUUUGAGCUGCAGAGUGACUAAACCACCACUACGAAUGCCCAUUGAACUCUGGUGGUGGUUCACAGUUCAAUGGAGUGCACUUACUAUGAGUGCUGUUGAGAGGUCUGGUAAUGGCAACCUGUAAAGGGUCGCAUCUACUGUGAUAUUAAAUAGGAGAUUCUCUGGUCUUAACUUAAUGUCAGGUUAUAUCAGACAAUGUGUCUCCACUCCACAUACGGUGCUUGUUAGUCACACCCAGAUGUGUUAAAAUUUAAAUACAAACUACUUUAAGAUAAAGUAAACUCAACAGGAAAAAAAGUUACUGAUAAGGAAUCUAGCUAAUGGAAAUAUACAGUGAUAUAUUUUAUGUAAAGCAGUACUGUGAAGUUUGUUUUGUAUGGUGUAUAUAUAUAUAUAGUGUGAAACCAUUGUCCAUUCCAGGCCUUUCCUCAGCUUCUGCCUCUCUCGUCAAUGGGUGUUUAAUACACAGAUCCGAAUUGGGGGGAAAUUCCAUUAAUAUUCACUGGUCACCUCAUUCAUACUACAAACAAUGGGUUUCGAACAUCAACCAGAGGCCAAAAAAUAGGUCCAAAACUCCAGAGGCACUUAACUAGGUCUGUGACGCCACCUUCUACCGCUUCUCAUUGUAAACAUGUCCAGUCUUGCAUCUCCCAACAUAUCACUAUUAUGGUCUGUUAAAUGUUUUGUUUUUUGGGGCUAUAGUGUGAGAUGUGAGUUUAGGUGUUACUGUCUCCUGUCAUUCUAUUCCAGUCAGUGUAUAUACAACAAAAAAUCGAAGUACUAAAUAAAGUGUUACAAAUA
Messenger RNA from Oncorhynchus keta (chum salmon), 2084 nucleotides. RefSeq names its product adaptor related protein complex 2 subunit sigma 1 (gene ap2s1). The transcript is spliced from 5 exons. Bases 241 to 669 code for a protein of 142 amino acids. Gene Ontology annotation, cellular component: AP-2 adaptor complex; intracellular membrane-bounded organelle; membrane coat. The record is from RefSeq and is a predicted model, not a curated record. Gene Ontology annotation, molecular function: clathrin-cargo adaptor activity. Gene Ontology annotation, biological process: clathrin-dependent endocytosis; intracellular protein transport. NCBI's taxonomy places the organism in Eukaryota, Metazoa, Chordata, Actinopteri, Salmoniformes, Salmonidae.